GCUAUAUCUCUACUACCAUGUCUGGCAUCCGUACUCCUCCUCUCGUUGUCUCUCCGGAGCCUGUCUUCACUACACCUACUAAAAUCUCGCCUUCAAAGAGGGCCGCCAAGGCACUUGAUGAACUCUCUCUGAACAUCCCCAAUAAGCGUGUCUUGCUCGAGCCCGUCGCUUUCGACGAUGUCAAACUCAAGAAGCCUGCUGUCGCUGAAGAGAAGCAUGAUGACCUCGACGCACUCAAGGGCCGGUUCGUCGGUCAGGUUGACCUCCCAGAACAUAUGGAGCCGCUUCUUAUGGAGUCGAAGCGUCGUUUCGUCCUCUUCCCCAUCCAGUAUCCCGAGAUCUGGCAAAUGUACAAGAAGGCUGAGGCCUCAUUCUGGACUGCCGAGGAGAUGGAUCUCUCCAAGGAUAUUCACGACUGGACUAACCGUCUUAAUGACAAGGAACGCUACUUCAUCUCUCAUGUUCUUGCUUUCUUCGCUGCGUCUGACGGCAUCGUCAACGAGAACCUUGUUGAGCGUUUCAGUAACGAGGUGCAAGCCGCUGAGGCUCGCUGCUUCUACGGCUUCCAAAUCAUGAUGGAGAACAUACAUUCCGAGACGUACUCCCUGCUCAUCGACACAUACAUCAAGGAUCCGAAGCAGCGCGAGCAUCUAUUCGACGCCAUCGAGACCAUUCCGUGCAUUAAGAAGAAGGCCGACUGGGCUCUCCGCUGGAUCUCGGAUACCAAGUCAUCUUUCGCAGAGCGUCUCGUUGCCUUCGCCGCUGUCGAGGGUAUCUUCUUCUCUGGCUCGUUCGCGUCCAUCUUUUGGCUGAAGAAGCGUGGCCUCAUGCCCGGCCUUACCUUCUCUAACGAGCUCAUCAGCCGCGACGAGGGAAUGCAUACCGACUUCGCCUGCCUCCUCUUCUCACAUCUGAAACGGCGGCCUCACCCCGAAGUUGUCCGCAAGAUUGUCGCGGAGGCUGUCGCCAUCGAGCAGGAGUUCUUGACUGAUGCUUUGCCUGUUGCGCUUAUUGGCAUGAAUGCCAAGCUCAUGUGCCAGUACAUUGAGUUCGUUGCUGACCGCCUACUCGUCGCGUUGGGCGAUGAGAAGGUGUACAAUGCGACCAACCCCUUCGACUUUAUGGACAUGAUCUCGCUGCAGGGCAAGACCAACUUCUUCGAGAAGCGGGUGUCUGACUAUUCCAAGGCUGGUGUCAAUACUUCGGCACAGAGCACUACGUCGGAGGUGUCUUCGUCAAAGACUUUCACCCUUGACGAGGACUUCUAGAUGUAUUGGACUGUGGGCGCCCUAAUCCUAUAUCUAUCUUUAUUCGUGACACCCAUCAUCUCGACGCGCUGUGGCAUACUAUCCUCCAUGCACUACCUUAUUGUUGUCUGUUCCGUUUAGUCUUGUUCUUGCUAGUACGACUCAGCAUCACUGUACUUUUACAAAUCCAGGUCAACGUCAAAAGCAAUACAUGCAUCUCAGAUAG
This is a messenger RNA of Phanerochaete carnosa HHB-10118-sp, 1473 nucleotides long. RefSeq lists its product as uncharacterized. The record is from RefSeq and is a predicted model, not a curated record. Gene Ontology annotation, molecular function: oxidoreductase activity. Gene Ontology annotation, biological process: deoxyribonucleotide biosynthetic process. Bases 18 to 1268 code for a protein of 416 amino acids. NCBI's taxonomy places the organism in Eukaryota, Fungi, Basidiomycota, Agaricomycetes, Polyporales, Phanerochaetaceae. The transcript has 6 exons.